AUCACAUGGCGGUGGUCGCAGCGCAUAAAACUCAGAAGUUCGCAGAAGAGGAAAGUAAGAAGGAAAUCGUUGGUACUGAAACAAAAAAUAAAUUAUUCAAAAGGGCAGAACAGCAUGCCAAACAUCGGGAACACAUGAAGAAAGUUUAUCUUAAAGGCAUUUUAAUGUGUAAUGGGAAAAUGAAGGAACGGUAUUUCCAGAAAAUGACGUCUGAAUUCAAUAAAUGCCAACUUUUUGAGAAGGAGCGACUUGAGAACCUAAAGUAUGAGCUACUGAGAUUUGUUAACGCUCUCGACAUUUCAGUUUUACCGGG
Molecule: messenger RNA, 313 nt
Organism: Anneissia japonica
Lineage: Eukaryota; Metazoa; Echinodermata; Crinoidea; Comatulida; Comatulidae
Exons: 2
Source: RefSeq, a predicted model, not a curated record